Cololabis saira (Pacific saury) is the source of this 922-nucleotide messenger RNA. It is a transcript of the gene rln3a, whose product is annotated as relaxin 3a. The record is from RefSeq and is a predicted model, not a curated record. Lineage: Eukaryota; Metazoa; Chordata; Actinopteri; Beloniformes; Belonidae. The coding region runs from base 40 to 483 and encodes 147 amino acids. Gene Ontology annotation, cellular component: extracellular region. The transcript has 2 exons. Gene Ontology annotation, molecular function: hormone activity.
UUUAGACUAUUUGUUCCUGCUUUGUUUGCUUGGGGUACCAUGUGGAAAGCUGUGGUAUUGGCUUUGUGUCUCCUUGCGGCAGGGGGUCAGCCGAUGGAGGACCCAACAUACGGGGUGAAGCUCUGUGGACGCGAGUUCAUACGGGCUGUCAUCUUCACUUGUGGUGGUUCACGAUGGAGACGAUCACUCAGGAGUUCAGCAGAUGUUUCAGAGGACCCAUUCAGUUUCCACCAGGAGUCCUCAGAGGGCUUUAAUCCCAAUUUUGAGGUGGAAACCAUCCUUCAAAAAAACAAAGAUGUUAGCUUUCCAUCCAGAGACGACAGGGAAGGCGUGUUCAGCAGACCCGCCCGAUCGUUCAUAACUGAGGAAAUCUUGGAGGCUCUUCGUAAAGCUGACCGCAAAGGCAGGGAUGUGGUGGUGGGUCUGUCUAAUGCCUGCUGCAAGUGGGGCUGCAGCAAAAGUGAGAUCAGCUCCCUUUGCUGAGGACUGGUAUACCCCCCCUGAGUUCAUACACUGGCAGACAUUUGUUAUCUAUUUAUUUAUUUUUAACUGAAAAGCACACCAACUUUUUUUACACUUUUCAUGAAUAUUCAUUUAAAUCUUGUGUGUUCAAUUUAAAUAUAGUAUCUGUGUGUAAUGUUACAUUUUUGUACCAUGUAGUGAUGUUUUUGUUAUGUUUCUUAUGAAAUGUAUUUUAUGCUUAUAGCUAAUCAAGAGUCAUAUAUGUAUUUUCUUUCCAAUACCAUACAAAUGACUGACUAAAAAUAAAUCAAACAGAUAAAUGCUUUGUUCAGAUAAAUUGGUAAAAAAGUCACUUGUUUAGGAAGAUGUCUAUACUUUCAGUUGUCAAAUCAUAUGGAUGUUUUUGAUGUUUCACAUUUGUUAUUGGGGAGACUGCUUAAAAAGAUAUUUUGACCCACAA